Babesia microti strain RI is the source of this 600-nucleotide messenger RNA. RefSeq lists its product as hypothetical. Bases 1 to 600 code for a protein of 199 amino acids. The transcript has a single exon. Lineage: Eukaryota; Apicomplexa; Aconoidasida; Piroplasmida; Babesiidae. The record is from RefSeq and is a predicted model, not a curated record.
AUGGAUUCUGACAGGGGGCCAUCACCUACCAACAGGAUUCCGCUGAUCACCAAUGUAUAUAAGACACUAAAGGGUUACAAGCAUUUUAGGAAGCUUGAAAAGCUAAUUAAAAGUAAAAGUAAAUCCCAACAAAAUGAAAUCAGUGAAUGUGUGGAUGAGAAUACACCCAUUCACAAUUUGACCCCCAGUUCAAUUGCCAAUUCUGCCGUCAGCAAUUUAGCUAAUUGUUCAAAUUGUACAACCAGUACUAAUUCUAUUAGUUCAAAAGACCUACAUGACUAUAGACAAUCUGAUAUGAGUAAAGGAUGCCUAGAUGAUGACAUACUUGAACAACUUGUGAGGGUCGAACAUGAGCGAGCCCACUUAACGAAUGUGCAUGAUACAUAUGAAAUAGGAAAUUCCACACCUAGUACAGAAAUUUGCAAAUGCAACAUAUGUAGCUUCUAUAACGGUUCAACUCCCCCCGCAAUGACUGGAAUUGACCCAGAAAUGUACCCCAAAUGUAUAUACAAAAGUGUUGGUGCUCAUGGGAUACAUGGUAUUAAACGGAAGAUUAUUGGCGCCAAAAAGUCUCUCUACAAAUAUAUAACGAAUCUUUAA